UUUGCCCAGUGUGAAGCAGACUGUUCCUCAGAAGGCCGCUGUUUAGGGUUUGGAUAUAAUUAUAAUUUACUUCGAUGCUUCAAAUCGGACAUCAAUAACCCGGAAGACAUAAGUUCUUGUGAUCAGUGUUAUUUUUCAACUAAAAAUUGUCUAGGAGAUGUACUAGGUCUGAUUACCACUUCUAAUGUCGAACAGGUUUCAAAAACUGAUACAACUUAUUCUGUCAGGUCUGGAACUAUGCCAAUGUCUACAGUCAGUACUGGAAACUCCGAAACCACAACAUUGUCGACCUUCGAGUCCAGUAAUUCGGAAACUGCAUCAUUAUAUGUAAUAGAUUCAAGUACUCUGUAUUCACCAGAGCACGAAACAUCCAUAUCUGAUUUCGGGAAUGAAACUUGCAAACAGAUAUGCUUUUGUCCUUCAAAUUUUACAAAAAAUCAUUCAAUAGAAAUUUGGAAAGAGGAAAUGAUGGCAAAAUUGAAAGUUAUAAAGGAUGAGUUGUCGGUAAACAAACGGAAGUUGAUAUGUGCAUCUGAUCCCCGCUAUUCGUCACGCGUAGUUGGCUUGGUAGGAAUUGCAGUUCUCUCUAUAAUUGGAGCGAUUAUUGUCAUUCCGGAUCUAAUUAGUGCUGCUUUGCACCAUAAACGAGCGGGUUAAUUUUGCUUAAUUGGACAUAUUAUACUGU
Messenger RNA from Saccostrea echinata, 685 nucleotides. RefSeq lists its product as uncharacterized. NCBI's taxonomy places the organism in Eukaryota, Metazoa, Mollusca, Bivalvia, Ostreida, Ostreidae. The record is from RefSeq and is a predicted model, not a curated record. The annotation marks the transcript as partial. The transcript has a single exon.